AUGUCUUCUACUGACGAGACCAAGCCAGCCCAGCCAGGCGAUUCUGCCGAUGCUGAAAAGGAUUUCCAACCCCUAUCACCUCAAUUCUGGCUGAUUAUGCUGGGGGUUUAUCUAUCAAUGUUUUUAGUUGCAUUGGACCGGACAAUCAUCGCUACUGCAAUCCCAGCUAUCACCGACGAGUUCCACGCAAUCAGCGAUAUCGGUUGGUAUGGAAGUGCUUAUAUGUUGACCGCUGCCUCCUUUAACCCCCUCUUUGGCCGGGUCUACCAGCUUUAUUCAACGAAAUGGACUUUCAUCUCCUGCAUUGUCGUAUUCGAGGUCGGUUCAGUUAUUUGUGGAGCGGCGCCGACAUCCACGGCAUUCAUAAUCGGUCGUGCAAUUGCUGGAGUAGGCUCGGCUGGCAUUUUCACUGGAGCCAUGAUGAUCAUCGUCUCGCUUGUGCCUCUCCGCAAGCGUCCUAUGCUCACCUCUAUUUCUGGUAUGGUCUUUGCGGUGUCAUCUGUGGUGGCCCCAAUCAUUGGCGGCGCCUUUACAGACAAUGUAACCUGGAGAUGGUGUUUUUAUAUCAACCUCCCCGUCGGAGGGUUCGCGCUAGUAGCAGUGCUAGUGUUGUUCCACUCCCAGGCUCCCCCGGCUCCCCAGAAAGGUAUCAAGGCUCAGGUUAAGCGACUUGACCCCUUGGGUGUUUUCCUGUUCGUUCCCUCGAUCAUUAGUCUCAUCCUCGCUCUUGAAUGGGGCGGUACUACCUACGCCUGGUCAGCACCCACUAUGGUCGGUCUCUUCGUCACGUUUGCCGUCCUCUUCGUGGCAUUUAUUAUACUCCAGGUCUUGACGCCUGAAACGGCGAUGAUACCAAUGCGAAUUGUCCUGAACCGCUCGAUAGCUGGUAGCAUGCUAUUCAUCUUUCUGUUUACCGGGGCAAUGAUGUCCAUUGUAUACUACUUGAAUAUCUGGUUCCAAGUCGUCAAGGGAGACUCGGCCACCCAGGCAGGACUCAGCACCAUUCCACUAGUCCUAGCCUUGGUAAUCAUGGGAAUUAUAUCAGCUGCUGUAACACAGCGCAUUGGGUACUACGUCCCGGCCAUGCUGGUAGCUCCAGUUCUCGCUUCUGUCGGCGCCGGCCUUCUCUCAACUAUGACCCCGAGCUCAAACCACAGUUACUGGAUGGGCUACCAGGUGCUCUAUGGUCUGGGAAAUGGCUGUGGCUUCCAGACGUCCAACCUUUCGGCGCAGACUGUUCUUUCAAAAGCGGACGUUCCAAUCGGCAUGGCGCUGAUGUUCUUUAUGCAGCAACUCGGCGGUGCUGUCUUCCUCGCCGUGGAUCAGAACCUGCUUUCGACGAAACUCGUGCAGCGUCUUUCCAAUGUCGCAGGACUCGACGCUCACGCCAUUGUGAACACUGGUGCCACCGAUCUCAGGAAGAGCGUUCCUGCAGACCAACUUAGCACAGUUGUCAACGCGUAUAACUAUACGCUGUCGCAGAUUUUCAUUGUCGCUGCAGGUCUUGGCGCCGCUGCCAUCCUGGGUGCUGUUGCUGUUGAGUGGGUUAAUAUCAAGACCGUGAAUCAGAAAGGAUCAGAAAACAAAUCUACUGGCGAGAAAGGCAGUGAGUCUGAGACGCAACACGACCUUGAAGCUGGCCGACAGGAGGCAACCGAUAAAAAUUCCGCAUCCAAGGAGAAACCUCAGGCUUAA
Aspergillus versicolor CBS 583.65 is the source of this 1695-nucleotide messenger RNA. Its product is annotated as MDR family MFS transporter. NCBI's taxonomy places the organism in Eukaryota, Fungi, Ascomycota, Eurotiomycetes, Eurotiales, Aspergillaceae. The coding region runs from base 1 to 1695 and encodes 564 amino acids. The record is from RefSeq and is a predicted model, not a curated record. The transcript is spliced from 3 exons. Gene Ontology annotation, biological process: transmembrane transport. Gene Ontology annotation, molecular function: transmembrane transporter activity.